Molecule: messenger RNA, 1613 nt
Organism: Paecilomyces variotii
Lineage: Eukaryota; Fungi; Ascomycota; Eurotiomycetes; Eurotiales; Thermoascaceae
Product: pyruvate dehydrogenase E1 component subunit alpha
Exons: 4
Coding region: 181-1386 (401 amino acids)
Biological process (GO): pyruvate decarboxylation to acetyl-CoA
Cellular component (GO): intracellular membrane-bounded organelle
Molecular function (GO): pyruvate dehydrogenase (acetyl-transferring) activity
Source: RefSeq, a predicted model, not a curated record
CAAUUUAAAGAGGAUUACAAUCACUCUUACACAGGAGAUUUUUCGGCUCUUCGCCUGGUGUGGUCUGAAAUCAGCGUGGCUGUCCAGCGAUUCACGGGACGAACAGCUACAUUGCUAAUCUUAGGAGUAUCGAGUAUUCCAGUUCUCGAAUCUCGCUUUAUCGGUUUAUCGGUUUAAAACAUGUUCUCAAGAACUCAAGCGACCACUCUCAGAGCUACUCGGAUUCCCAGGAUAAUAGGGCACUGUGGCCGCCGUUACUUGGCCCAAGUGACGGAUAUCGGGAACAUUCCUACUGCGAGUGAUAAACCAUUCCGAGUCCCACUCGACGACGACGCGUUCGAAACCUACAAUUUCGAUCCGCCUCCAUACUACUUAGAGACGACGAAGGAUCACCUAAAGCAGUUAUACCAUGACAUGUUGACGAUAAGACGUCUCGAAGUGACCGCAGAUUCUCUAUAUAAACAGAAGAAAAUCCGCGGCUUCUGCCACCUGUCAACCGGUCAAGAAGCUGUCUCUGUUGGUAUCGAGCACGGAAUCACAAGGGAUGAUUUACUCAUAACUGCAUAUCGAUCGCAUGGCAAUACCUACAUGCGUGGAGCAUCUAUACAAUCGAUCCUAGGCGAGCUUCUGGGUCGCCAGGAUGGUAUCUCCCACGGAAAGGGAGGAUCGAUGCAUAUGUUCCGCGAGGGGUUCUUUGGAGGAAACGGCAUCGUCGGCGCCUCUGUACCAGUCGGGACAGGUAUUGCUAUGGCGCAGAAAUAUCAAGAGAGCCCAAACAUCACGGUCAAUUUAUAUGGCGAUGGUGCAGCGAAUCAGGGUCAGGUCCAUGAAGCCUUUAAUAUGGCGAAAUUAUGGGAUUUGCCGGUUUUGUAUGGUUGUGAAAACAACCACUACGGCAUGGGAACAUCCGUUGAGCGUGCUUCUGCUUCGACUGAUUACUACAAACGCGGCCAAUACAUCCCUGGUCUUCGCGUAUACGGGAUGGAUGUCCUCGCCGUGCAAGCAGCGGUACAACACGCUCGCGACUAUAUCAGAUCCGGGAAUGGUCCUCUGGUAUACGAAUUUCAAACAUACCGUUUCGCAGGGCACUCGAUGUCUGAUCCCGGAAUCGGGUACCGUACUCGAGAGGAACUAAAAUCGAAACGGGAAUCUGAUCCCAUCCCAAUGUUGAAAGAAAAACUCCUCGACUGGAAAACGCACACAGAUGAGGAACUAGACGAAUUAGAGAAACAGGUCAGAGACAAGAUCAAACAGGCCGUGACGGAAGUGGAGAAUAUGCCAGAACCGCAGCCCACAGGGGAUACUCUUUUCCAGGAUAUUUACGUUCGAGGGAGCGAGCCUCUUUAUAUGAGAGGAAGAACUACUUACGAGACAUACUAUUAUUAAAUUAAAUCAGUGCACUGGGUGCGCGUGUCCGUUCGGGUCUGGACUGAGAAUCGACUGUCACAUGUUAUAAUCGAAAUUGAAAACUCCAUAAUCAGCACCGUAAACAAUAUGCCAAAUUUUGCCAGUAUCGGCCCCUACAUUCUCAUAAAUCCUUGCUCAGCUUUGUCUUUGUACCAUCCCUACUCUACCUCAGAGUUCCCGAUCUUAUAUCCAAUCACACUUCCAUC